Molecule: messenger RNA, 712 nt
Organism: Setaria italica (foxtail millet)
Lineage: Eukaryota; Viridiplantae; Streptophyta; Magnoliopsida; Poales; Poaceae
Exons: 1
Coding region: 53-460 (135 amino acids)
Source: RefSeq, a predicted model, not a curated record
GCAGUUGCUGGCUGAGUGGCCGUGUGCAUAGCCACGACCACGACUGCGAGGCAUGGAGAUGGAGUUGCAGGAAGCCGACGUCCUGUGGCCGGACGCUGCCCACCACCGCCGCCACCAGCACCUCGCCGCAGACCCGCACCCAUCGCACGCCGCGGCCGUCCGCCGGCAGUCGCCUCCCGUGCGCAUCCCCGCGAUGCCGGCGGCGGAGGCGCGCCCGACGCGCAGCUACGACGACGAGGACGACGAUGGCAUGAUCGUGAGAAGACUAGCCUCAUCAGGCGCGGAGGCGGGGAUCGUGCCGCCGCACGUCCUGGCCGCGAGGCGGUGCCCGGACGAGCCGAGGGUGGCCUCGUCGGUGUGCGUGGGGCACGGGCGCACGCUCAAGGGCCGCGACCUCCGCGCCGUCCGCAACGCGGUGCUCCACAUGACCGGGUUCCUCAGCAGCUCCGACAAGUACUGAUUAGGCUACCGUAGCAGAUCGAUUGAGCAGCGCGGCGGCAAUAGAUCAUAAAGCAGCAUGUUGGAUUGUACACCUCAUCUCCAUUCUUGUUGCUAGAUGCGGUUGAGAUUGUAAGGUACAUCCAUAGUUCCGUAGAGCGAAAUCCCUCCUAGAUGCAUUGCACUGGGGACAUGCUAAAUUCGUACCUGCGGGCGUAAUUUAUCGUAGAAUUCUGCAAAAUUAUCGCAGAAUGGAAGUAUAUGUCGACUUCAU